Messenger RNA from Protopterus annectens (West African lungfish), 1464 nucleotides. RefSeq names its product complement component receptor 1-like protein. NCBI's taxonomy places the organism in Eukaryota, Metazoa, Chordata, Ceratodontiformes, Protopteridae. Bases 1 to 1071 code for a protein of 356 amino acids. The transcript is spliced from 9 exons. The record is from RefSeq and is a predicted model, not a curated record.
AUGCAAACUAUAGAAAGACUUGACAGUAAAGUUACAGUUUUUAAUGUUUUGAAAAAAGAAUUACAGGUUUUAGGAUACUUUACAGUUGGAAGACAUCAAAGAGUUUGUUUGCCUAAUGGAUGGGAUCAUCAGAAUCCAGACUGUGAACCUAUAGUAUGUGACACCCCCCCAGAAAUAGUAGAUGGGCUAGUUGAUUUGGGCUCAUUUUCUCGAUAUAUAACAGUUGGAACUGUUGCCACCUACAGAUGUAAUAAGUUUCAGCUUAUUGGAAAUGCAACUAUUUACUGUACCAAGUCAGGAACUUGGAGCAGUUCACCUCCUAUCUGCAAAGAUGUGAAAUGCCCAGAUCCAGAAGUUGCCAAUGGGUAUAAGACAAAUAAUUUUGGGCCGAUUUAUCGCUACCUGCAUUCUACUACAUUUGAAUGCAAAUUAGGCUAUUGGAUGAAUGGCUCUUCAAGAAUUGUAUGCAAGGAAGAUAAUACUUGGCAUCCUUCACCCCCAACCUGUGCGCUCUUCAGUUUCGACAAGAGUUGUGGUCCUUUGCCAGAUAUACCGCAUGGAAUUAUAGAGUAUAGUGAUGGUGUUGAUUUUGGCUCUGUUGCUCAGAUAUCCUGUGAAGAAGGGUAUAAAUUGGUUGGAAAAAAUCUAAGAGUCUGUUUGUUUGAUGGAUGGAGUCACCAGAAUCCUGUAUGUGAACGGUUUUGCGGUGAUCCACCAACAUCACAAAAGGCUGUUUUGGACAGUAAUUUGAAUGUAUUUCCUGUGAACACUACACUGACCUACUCGUGCCGUCCUGGUUACAUUUGGGAUCGUUCAUCAAGCAACAAAGUUAUUUGUCAAGAAGAUUCAACAUGGACAGAGCUUAGAAUCACCUGCACCCUCAUUUAUUUAGCCAAGAGUUGUGGUCCUUUGCCGGAUAUGCCGCAUGGAAUUAUUGAGUAUAGUGACGGCGUUUAUUUUGGCUCUGUUGCUCAGAUGUCUUGUGAAGAAGGGUAUAAAUUAGUUGGAAGAAAUCUAAGAGUUUGUUUGUUCGAUGGAUGGAGUCACCAGAAUCCAAUAUGUAUCAAGUAAAUGCUGUAAAGUCUGCUGUACCUCACCUUGUUGCAGGGCUUCAGUGCUCUACAAAGUGUUGUGUACCCGCUGUUAGCUAUUCAUACGUGAUAUUAAAAGCGAAGAGCUGCUGCUGUUUGAAAGAACAUUUGUUGAAGAUUGAAAUAUAGGCUUUCCCCAGGUGUUUUUUUCUUUACAGAAUAUAUUCAUAAGGCUUGGUCUCCUAUGUAGUAUCCUGAGAAGUACAUAGGAAGAGGUGCAUUCCAAAACCUUUUGCCUUGUGGCAGUUCCCUUUAGUUGUCAAUGUACCUUUGAACUCACAAUGGUGAUGCUACUUUAGCCGAUUAUGUAGAGUCUAUUGCUGACACACAAUGAGCUUCUUUACACUUUGAGUAAUAAAAUUAGUCAAGAGAA